Messenger RNA from Osmerus eperlanus (European smelt), 1358 nucleotides. RefSeq names its product RNA binding motif protein 48 (gene rbm48). Gene Ontology annotation, molecular function: nucleic acid binding. Lineage: Eukaryota; Metazoa; Chordata; Actinopteri; Osmeriformes; Osmeridae. The transcript has 5 exons. Bases 39 to 1226 code for a protein of 395 amino acids. Gene Ontology annotation, cellular component: nucleoplasm. The record is from RefSeq and is a predicted model, not a curated record.
AUCGCAGGAAGUAAUGUGUUAGUAAUGUUAACGUAAAAAUGGCGGCGUCUGUCAACAGUUCGAGCUGGAGUACUCCUGAGGUUUACAAACACCACGAGCAGCAAAAGAUUUGCAUAUCUCGGCCAAAGUACAGGGAAGGAAGGAGACCCAAAGCAGUAAAGGUGUACACGAUCAACUUGGAGUCCCGUUUCCUUAUGGUACAAGGAGUCCCAGCCAUUGGAGUUAUGACGGAACUGGUACAGCUGUGUGCUCUAUACGGGGUUGUGGAGGAGUACAGGCCGCUGGAUGAGUACCCUGCAGAGGAAUUCACGGAGGUCUACCUCAUCAAGUUCCAGAAGCUCACGAGUGCUAGGGCCGCCAAGCGGAACAUGGACGAGAAGAGCUUCUUUGGAGGGAUACUACACGUGUGCUACGCCCCCGAGUAUGAGACAGUUGAGGACACCAGACAGAAGCUUCAAGACAGGAGGAGAUACGUGGCCAGAACAGCACAGAUGAAAGCGAAAGAAAGGGAACAGAAAGAAGAGGAGAGUGAGAAGACCCCACCCUCACACACGCCUGAUACCUCACACACGCCUGAUACCUCACAUAAAAUCCCCAGACACGAGCAGAGGUUUUCUAGUGGUCCUCAGCAUGGAGAGAGAUCUAACACCAGCCAGUACUGUGGGUUCCCUCUGCUCCCCUUGCCCCCUAGAGAGAGGUCUUGUUCCAGGAACACCCCCCCCUGGCUGGCCUCUGGGCCGCAGGGAAGCCAGCCCUGGACUGUACCAACCCAGGGAAGCCAGCCCUGGACUGUACCAACCCAGGGAAACCAGCCCUGGACUGGACCAACUGAGGACAGGAUGGGGACGCUGCACAAUGCUAUCGACUCAGAACAGCAGCACCUACAACCCCCUUCCAGCUCCUCUGGUGACAGGAGCAGAGAGGCUGUUCGCAGGCCGACUAACGAUCCACGUCCAGCUAUCAGGUUUGUUCCCAGGACUACACAGCUGGAAAACAGGAAACGCAAAGCGGGUGAUCUUGGAGAGGGUGCGCUGUUGGGGAUUGUGGGAAAGGAAGACAUUAUCAUCGGGCCAAAACUACCGGAACCACCCAAGAUGGACAUGGAGGACAAGUCUUUGAACAAGACGGUCGACUUGAUUAGGAGUACGAUGAAAAAGGUCACAUCUGUUCCUGAUGUCAAACCGACAGAAAAGAAGACCAAAUUGAAGCCACGGAGGAGAAUUUAACUGUAGACGAUGACCAAGAGAAGUUCAAGGGAACACAUACAAUGUGUUAAAGUUUAACAUGUUUUAUUUAUACACUUUACUCAUAAUGAGCAGCAAAUUUCAUGAAUUAAAAAAAUAUAUAGAUAAUAAGUG